This is a messenger RNA of Leptonychotes weddellii (Weddell seal), 1844 nucleotides long. It is a transcript of the gene PRX, whose product is annotated as periaxin. The record is from RefSeq and is a predicted model, not a curated record. Gene Ontology annotation, biological process: regulation of RNA splicing; peripheral nervous system myelin maintenance. Gene Ontology annotation, cellular component: cytoplasm; nucleus. NCBI's taxonomy places the organism in Eukaryota, Metazoa, Chordata, Mammalia, Carnivora, Phocidae. Gene Ontology annotation, molecular function: protein binding.
GGCUCCUGCCGGCCCAAGAGUGGACGGAACCGUUGAGCCUGGCAGCGGGUGCGAGAGAGCAGGCGGCCCUCGCGCUUCUUUAAAGGGAAGAUGCCGGAGUGGGUGGGCCCGCACGGCCGGCCUGAGCCGCGCUCAGGGGGGUGUAACUGAAGGACCCGUUUAAGAGCCGCUUUUAAGCGCGAUGCCGGGCGCUGGGCGAGGUCCGGCCCUAGCGCCCCAUGGCGGCCUCUCGCUGCCCUCCGCAGGAGCUGAGGCGGGCGGAGUUGGUGGAGAUCAUCGUGGAGACCGAGGCGCAGACCGGGGUCAGCGGCAUCAACGUAGCAGGCGGCGGCAAGGAGGGAAUCUUUGUCCGUGAGCUUCGGGAGGAUUCGCCCGCGGCCAGGAGCCUCAGCCUGCAGGAAGGAGACCAGCUGCUCAGCGCCCGUGUGUUCUUCGAGAACUUCAAGUACGAGGACGCGCUACGCCUGCUGCAAUGUGCCGAGCCUUACAAGGUCUCCUUCUGCCUGAAGCGCACUGUGCCCACUGGGGACCUGGCGCUGCGGCCUGGCACCGUGGCUGGCUACGAGAUCAAGGGCCCACGGGCCAAGGUGGCCAAGCUGAACAUCCAGAGUCUGUCCCCUGUGAAGAAGAAGAAGAUGGUGGUGCCCGGGGCCCUGGGGGCCCCUGCAGACCUGGCCCCUGUUGACGUCGAAUUCUCCUUUCCCAAGUUCUCCCGUCUGCGUCGGGGCCUCAAAGCCGAGGCUGCCAAGGGUCCCGUCCCAGCUGCCCCAACCCGCCGGCGCCUCCAGCUGCCUCGGCUGCGCGUCCGAGAAGUGGCGGAAGAGGCCCAGGCGGCCCGGCAGGCCGUUGCUGUUCCUUCCCCAAGGAAAGCCAAAGUGGAGGCCGAGGUGGCAGCAGGAGCCCGUUUCACAGCCCCCCAGGUGGAGCUGGUUGGGCCCCGGCUGCCAGGUGCCGAGGUGGGUGUCCCCCAGGUCUCCGCCCCCAAGGGGCUGGGAGAGGUGGCCCUCCACCUGCCAACCCGUGGACUAGGAGCCCCCGCUGCACCUGCUGUGGAGCCCGCGGCCCUAGGGAUCCAGGUCCCCCAAGUGGAGCUGCCCACCUUGCCCUCGCUACCCACUCUGCCCACACUUCCCUGCCUGGAGACCCGGGAAGGGGCUGCGGCAGUGACGGUGCCCACCCUGGAUGUGGUGGCGCCUGUCGUAGGGGUGGACCUGGCCUUGCCGGGUGUGGGGGUGGAGGCCCGAGGAGAGGCACCUGAGGUGGCCCUGAAGAUGCCCCGCCUCAGUUUCCCCCGCUUUGGGGCUCGAGCAAAGGAAGUCGCUGAGGCCAAGGUGGCCAAGGGCAGCCCUGAGGCCAGGGUGAAGGGGCCUAGACUUCGGAUGCCCACCUUCGGGCUUUCGCUCCUGGAACCCCGGUCAGCUGUCGCCGAAGCUGCUGUUGAGAGCAAGCUAAAGCUGCCCACCAUCAAGAUGCCCUUUGGCCUUGGGGUCUCGGCCCCUGAGGUCAAGAUGCCCAAGGGGCCUGAGGUGAAGCUCCCGAAGGCUCCUGAGGUGAAGCUCCCGAAGGUGCCGGAGGCAGCCCUUCUGGACGUGCAACUCCCAGAGGUGGGACUCCCCAAAGUGUCAGAGAUGAAGCUCCCGAAGGUGCCGGAGAUGGCCGUGCCCGACGUGCAGCUCCCCGAGGUGCAGCUCCCCACAGUCCCCGAGAUGAAGCUCCCGAAGGUGCCCGAGAUGGCCGUGCCCGAUGUGCAGCUCCCCGAGGUGCAGCUCCCCACAGUCCCCGAGAUGAAGCUCCCCGAGACUGUGCUCUGUCCACUGUGCCUCCUGCAUGUCCUGCUGCCCUGA